This is a messenger RNA of Mesorhabditis spiculigera, 1200 nucleotides long. NCBI's taxonomy places the organism in Eukaryota, Metazoa, Nematoda, Chromadorea, Rhabditida, Rhabditidae. The record is from the annotation of a GenBank genome assembly.
AUGUUGUGCCUGUUACUUGGAUUUCUUUGCGCGAUUAUUGUCAUCUGGGCCCUUGGCUCGCCAGAUCCACAACCACUAAAUCUCGUCUAUUCUCUACCAGGAAAAUGGUACUGGCUGAAAUUCCGUUUGAUGCGCUUUGUGAUUGGACGUCGACAGAAAAAGACCCAGCAAGAAGCAAAGAAAGACGAUUUAUUGAAGUCGCAGUUUGGUGGUACCGGCAAGCGAGAUCCAACUGAAAUGGAGAGCAAGCACGAAUUUCCGGAAGACAAGGAAUGGGCAGCGGAUGCCGUGUUUUUUGAUGCCUCAAAUAAAGAUGGCUGGUAUUUGACACUCGGAACGGCACAGAGACCAAACAAUGUCAUCAAUCUUUUCUUUAUCCUUCGAAUUCCAAAUGUUGGAACAUUCUCUAAUGAAGAACUCUUGACCGACACCAAUGUUACGAGCGUCGAUUUGAAAGAUGAAUGGAAGACCGAGAGCGGAUUUUCGGUGAAAUGCGUGGAGCCGAUGAAGCGAAAGCCGGACCUGAAAUGGUUAAUACUCCAGAGACUAUUGAAGCGGAAUAUUCUUUUGGAAUGGACGAAUUUCGGCGACCAGUUUGACUUUGAUACGGAAGUGUCUCCAACGUCUAUCGCACACUCACUGGCCAUCGAACCGUGGAGUCGUGAAUUGUUCAAACGUCUUCAAGAAAGCCAUCAAACCCAUUAUGAACAGUUCGGUUUCCUGGAGGGAUAUAUUAAACUCGAUGACAAGGAGUACACCGGAAUCCGAAUGACGUCGAUGCGUGACCAUACGAUCACUGGCUAUCGUAGAUGGACAGAUAUCAGGAGAUAUAUCAUGAUGAUCUACCAUCUGGCUGAUGGAACCUGUAUCCACACUUCAUUGAUUUCAAUGCCUGAGACUGUAUUUUCGCAUUUGGAAUUUGGAUAUGUGAUCACCCCCGAUAAAAAGAAACUUCCCGUUGAUCGUAUUCAUCUCCAUCUAGCACAUAUCGGAGAAGGAAAACGUUUCCCGGAGCGUUUUGAAUAUACAUUUGAGGCCGGGAAGAAGACAUACGAUGUCAAGGUAAAAUUGGUCGACAGCUGUUCCUUUAAAAUGGGUCGCGAGCAGAGAUGUCAGGUCAACGAAAACAUGGCUGAAUUCGAAGUGAAUGGUACGCGCGGUUAUGGGUUUGUCGAGGCUGAAUAUAGGAUUGAGCCAUAU